Spizellomyces punctatus DAOM BR117 is the source of this 829-nucleotide messenger RNA. RefSeq lists its product as uncharacterized. The coding region runs from base 58 to 714 and encodes 218 amino acids. NCBI's taxonomy places the organism in Eukaryota, Fungi, Chytridiomycota, Chytridiomycetes, Spizellomycetales, Spizellomycetaceae. The transcript is spliced from 2 exons. The record is from RefSeq and is a predicted model, not a curated record.
GGGACAAACCGACCAAAACACAAUCUGUCACUUUUUUACAUUUCAGUCUUUUUGACGAUGCGACUGGUCCCCUACUUGUCACGCUCUACUUAUAUUUUCACAAGAGCAAACACACCAUUAUAUCGCUCCCGUCUUGGACUUGGCCGUGUCCACCAUUUUCAUAAUUUAACCAUGAGCGCACGGACAGUGACAUGUUCUGGGUCACUGGUUUUGACUAGACCAGGCAAACCCGCAUUUUCAACCGACGCACCCAAACAACCACCCACACCUGAGCAACUCGCUCAAGCACAUGUCAAAGCUACCACACAGGAUCCAAUAAUCAACAAACCGGAUCAGACGACACCGUUUCCGGUUUUCGCGACAGAGGGAGUGACGCCCAAACGGGCUGAGAAUGUCCCCAAGAAACCGACUCCAACGACUCAUCCACGGUUUUCAAGAGGAUGGUGGUGGGAUUGGGGUAUUGUGUUUUUGGUGUUUGCCAUUACGGGGAGUACGACAAUGCGGGUUGUGAGGCCCUUGGUGUCACAAUUGUUUGGUGUGGAGGGUACGUUUAUAGAUGGUCCGUGGGCGUACCGACUACUAUACCUCUCGACAACACUCCCACUCUACUCUCUCAUCCUCAUUGCAGUUGGAACGGCAUUUGGUCGUGGAGCCUAUUUUCGUGCUGUAGCAUAUAGAAUGUGGGGACGGUUCUUACCGAACCGAAAGCGAUAGUUUCAAAUUCUGUAUAUAUAUUCUGGCAACCACCAUAGAAGCACGGUACGGUAGAAUUCUGUACAUUAUUUACAUUUUUUUUUGAAAAAAAAAAAAAAAACAAGAUUGUCUCGUA